AUGCUUGGUCCACUUGAUUCUCCUUAUGAAAAUGGAAUUUUGCAAUUUAAACUCGAGUAUCCUGAGAAUUACCCAUUUCAACCUCCAAAAAUUCAAUUCAGCACGAAAAUAUUUCAUCCAAACAUAUUUCCUAAUGGCUAUAUCUGCUUGGAUAUCCUGCAGAAACGAUGGUCAGCAGCAUGUUUUCUCUCAGCAGCUUUAAUAUCGAUUCAAAGUUUGUUAAACGAUCCAAAUCCUAAUGAUCCAAGUAAUCCAGAAGCUGCACAUUAUUAUCGAUUCGAUCGUGAAAAAUACAACCAAAUUGCACGUGAAUGGACAAACAAAUAUGCAAAUCCACAUGAUAUGUGUCAGAAAAUAACUGCAGCUAAAGAAGCCAUAAGAAAAGAAUUAGAUGAGAUACAACGUCACAAUUCAUCCGGAUUUGAUGUUCAUCCUGUUGAUGUGAGGGAUCCAUUUUUUUGUAAGGGUACUAUUGUUGGUCCACAAGAUAGUCCCUAUCAUGGUAGAAGUUUCGUUUUCAAUGUUCGAUUUCCUUUAGAUUAUCCGGAUAAACCACCUGUAAUUUUUCUUCUAACAUAUAUAUUUCAUGCAAAUAUAUCUCAGUUUACUUGUUUAAAUGAGACACUUGUACAAAAGACAUGGACUCGAGAUUCGACUCUAUCAAAUAUAUUACGAAACUUCCUCACUUUACUCUCCAAUCCUUAUUCCGACGAUUCUUGCACUCAUUAUGCUGCAUGUUUUUACAAACAUGGUCGUGAAGAAUACAACAGACUUACAUUAGAAUGUAAGAAACCUGAAGAUGAGCAAGAAUUACUAUCACCAACAGUUAAAAAACUUAUAUCCAGAGAAUUGGCGGAAUUAGAAAAAGAUUCUCAUUUUCAAGUUGGUCUUAUUACAAGCGAUGAUAUCUUCAAAUGGAAAGUAACAAUGUGCGGACCUCGUGAUACUCCUUAUGAAGACCGCGUUUUUAAUCUAAAAAUUUCCUUUCGUUAUAACUAUCCCUCUGAGCCUCCGAACAUUGAUUUUACAACCAAAAUAUUUCAUCCUAACAUAUCCUUUAACACUGGUGCAUUGUCUGAAAAUUUUAUUAAGCAGCGAUGGAAAUCGGAUUUGACUAUACCGCAACUUUUAUUAUCAAUACUAGCAUUACUUUCUGAUCCAGAUCUUAAUAACACAAACAACGAUGAAGCUGCACGUCUUUACCAACAAAACCGGGAAGAGUACAAUAGAAUUGCACGUAAUGGGUCACAAUAA
Messenger RNA from Rotaria sp. Silwood1, 1254 nucleotides. Lineage: Eukaryota; Metazoa; Rotifera; Eurotatoria; Philodinida; Philodinidae. The record is from the annotation of a GenBank genome assembly.